This is a messenger RNA of Phalaenopsis equestris, 3038 nucleotides long. RefSeq lists its product as uncharacterized. The record is from RefSeq and is a predicted model, not a curated record. The transcript has 10 exons. Gene Ontology annotation, cellular component: nucleus. Bases 331 to 2823 code for a protein of 830 amino acids. Gene Ontology annotation, molecular function: hydrolase activity, acting on acid anhydrides, in phosphorus-containing anhydrides; nucleic acid binding; phosphoric diester hydrolase activity. NCBI's taxonomy places the organism in Eukaryota, Viridiplantae, Streptophyta, Magnoliopsida, Asparagales, Orchidaceae. Gene Ontology annotation, biological process: DNA repair.
UGGUGGAAUGUGCCUAAUCAUCUCCGUUUAUCUCCAUUUUUAUUGCGAUACAACAUUCGGCAAAAUUGGCUGCAGGCCGUGAUCCCUUGCCCGUGCCUGCCCAUUUGCUCCUCCUCGCUCUUCCCCUUCUUCAAUUAAUCCAAGUUUUUCUAAUAAUAGUGAUCAUUUGUUCAUUCUCUUUCGAUUCAUGUGUUUAUUGACUUCAUUCUUUCCAAUGUUAACCGCUGAUAUUUUGAUUUCUGCAAUCAAGUUGAUUCAUCCGAUUGCUCUUUUGAUUCUUACUAUUAAUUUGUUCAUUGUUUCUACCAUUCAUCGUUCUCCUUCUUCGCCAUGGAGAAACCAAUCAACUUCUGCUCGCGCGCAGAGGAGCAAUCUAGAUUCUUACUGUCCUCAUCCACGAAGCAGACGAUUCCUAUCUCAAAAUUGGGUUUCUUCUACCUCCGCCUCCUUAGCGGUGGCACUGGCGAAAGACAACAACAGCAGCUGAUAUGCCUUAGGUCGGACCGCCUUUACACCAUCGGACGGAAGAGAAGGCAUUGCCAAAUAGUAUUCGAUCACAGUUGUAUUAGCCGGCGUCAUUGUCAGAUCUUCCUAGAUGGUGUUGAAAGAAGUCUUAGAUUGGUAGACGGGUUCUUUCUUUCCCGCGAUUCUGAUCUCCGAGAGAUAAGGCGGAGGCUCCGGUCCGAAUGCCAGGAUUUAGGCUGUAGGGUUUCUCUGAAUGGCAUAUUCGUAAAUCGGAGAAAACUCCACGGAGGCGCAGUUGCAGAGUUGUCAGAGGGAGACGAGGUUGUAUUUAGCUGUGGCAGAUUAAGAUCGGCCGCUCGUUGUGUGACGAAGUACGGGUUCGUGGUGGAGCGCAUUAUUCUCUCAGAUUUUGCCGGAACCUUAGAUGUUAGUGGACAAUCCGUAACCAGAGCAGAUCACCUUCAAAACCUAUGCCAACGGAUUCUAAGAAGCGGCGAUCCUAUAAGUUAUAUUCGCUGUUCUCUAGAGGUGAAUGUUGGAACGAUUAGCUCGGUACUUGGAGUUAGAGAUUAUGGCUCAGCUGCAUCAUUUCGGAAUUUGGGUUCACAGGAUCAGUCCAAACGGAAUAAUGAAACAGCUAAUAAUACUCCACACGUCACUGAUGAAAAUAAUUUAGCAGUAAAUGAUGCCGAGAAAGCAGAAACUGGACCUUCCAGUCUACAGCGAGGAAUGGACAUUGGCGGCAGUUUGUCCAAUGGCCAGACUUUCUUUUUGAAUAGACUGAAUUUUUUGGCUAAUGACACUUCAUAUCAGCAUACUGAAGUUACUUUAAUGGAGCUUUUUGAUCCUGUUGAAAGCCUUGUUCAAGUUUUUAUUGCAACUUUUACUUGCGAUGUUUCUUGGUUUCUGUCGUGCUGUCAAAUACCCAAGCAUCUACCCGUAACGAUUGCUUUUCAUAGUGCUGAAAAGUGCUGGAGUUCUAGCUGCCAUGACAGGACAACAGCUCCUUUUUCAGACUAUCCAAAUUUAUUGUUGGUGUAUCCUCUAUUUCCUGAUGAGAUAGCAUUUGGUAAAGACCGUAGUAAAAAAGGUGUGGCAUGCCAUCAUCCUAAACUGAUUGUUUUGCAGAGGGAAGACAGUGUUCGAGUCAUUGUUACAUCAGCUAACUUGGUUUCUAAACAGGACUUUCUUGCUUUACUCUGGCAGUGGAAUCAUAUCACAAAUACAGUUUGGUGGCAAGACUUUCCUCGUAGAGAUGCUCCUGAUUAUUCACCUCUUUUUGCUACAAUCAAAGAUCUGAAAUCUGAUUUUGCCGCUCAGUUAGUUGGUUUUGUAGCAUCUCUUAUCACUGAUGUUCCUAGCCAAGCACAUUGGAUCAAUGAUUUGGCCGGAUAUGACUUUGGAGGCGCUGCUGCUUAUCUAAUUGCUUCCAUACCUGGAAUGCAGGCACUAUAUACCAAUUCUUCCGGAAUUGAUUUCUUCCAACCUCUUGAGCACGUUGUGCUUUCAAAACAUUCAACUUCUAAAAGAUAUCUUGGUUCCGUUCAAACAUCCGUAGUAGGUAUAAGCCAUAGAUUUCAUAAUGCAAUUGAUUCAAGAGGUGAACAACUAAAGAAGCUGGCUUCAUUGCUUGGGAAGUUUAAAGAAAGUUCAUCCGGACUAGUUGAGGUUGUCUUGAAGAGAAACCACAAUAUUCCUGCAGAUGCUAAUGCUGUUAGUGUUCUUGUUUCCAACGCUAAUCAAGUGUCUAAUGGAGACUCUGUCCAACUUGGUUUUCUUCCUAGAGAUAUUGCAAAGUGGGCAGCUCCCCUUGGUGAUCAUGGGUUUUUAGAAUUUUCUGCAUUUGUAUGUCCUAAGGAUGCCCUUGCAGUUGCACUAGAUGGAAAUAAUACAAAAGUGCAUUGCUUACUAUUGAUAGCACAGGGGCCAAAGUUUUCUGAAAUAUCAGGAUUACUUCAACCUGAGCACUUCCCUGCUUUUUGCUCAUUUAUAGCAUCCAUCCAACGGUGCCUUGGUCUUUGGCGUCUAAAAGAGGUUUUGUCUCAGCACAGAUGGCCACAGUUUUCAGAAACAGAUUUUGUGUAUGCUUCUUCUUCUGUUGGAACGUCAAUGAAUCCACAAUUUCUAGCAGCAUUUUCAGCCGCUGCUGGGAAAAAGUCAUUUCAGUUAUCCGAGUCUGAAGAAUCUGACCCAGAGUGGGGAUGCUGGAGCACUGAACAUGAAUUAAGGAGUCCUUCAAUAAGGAUUUUAUUUCCAACAAUUGAAAGAGUGAAAAGUAGUGCUCAUGGUAUUCAGCUUUCAAAAUUCUUGCUUUCCUUCUCAGAGGUAGUAGCCUUGAAAAGCUGCAUUUUGCAUUAAAGAUAAUAAAAAAUAAAAAAAGUGCGUUUAUACCGCUAUACCAAUGAAAUAUGUGACCUAUCAUCUAUUUGCUGCUAGCAAUUAAACAUCACCUUUCCUACUAGAAGUUAUAGGAGACUAUAAGUAUUAAUUCUGCUGACACUCGAACAACUUUACUGUACCGUAAACCUAGUUCAUAAUCGACAAGUUGCUUGUCCUAUCUUUUUUCUGCUGUA